This is a messenger RNA of Xenopus laevis (African clawed frog), 3066 nucleotides long. It is a transcript of the gene osgin1.L, whose product is annotated as oxidative stress induced growth inhibitor 1 L homeolog. Gene Ontology annotation, cellular component: midbody. Gene Ontology annotation, molecular function: growth factor activity. Gene Ontology annotation, biological process: signal transduction; negative regulation of cell growth. NCBI's taxonomy places the organism in Eukaryota, Metazoa, Chordata, Amphibia, Anura, Pipidae. The transcript is spliced from 6 exons. The record is from RefSeq and is a predicted model, not a curated record. The coding region runs from base 141 to 1601 and encodes 486 amino acids.
UUAACUGGCCAGUCUGAUAACUGUACAUGGAUAGAAGGCUGAAGUUUUUUUUUAGCAGCAGACAUCUGCCGGAAUAUUAGUUGCCUACUGGAAAUUUCUCUGCACUGCAAUUUUGAUUUGGAAAGAGCUUGGUGCCUGAGAUGUCAGUGUUUUCUACAAGCAAGAGUGCUCCUAUUCCAGUGGCCAUUAUAGGCAAUGGCCCCUCGGGAAUCUGUAUGUCUUUCUUGCUGUCUGGUUAUACUCCUUAUAUGAAAGAAGGAGCUUUACACCCAAACGUACUGCUGCAGGCAAAGCUGGAGGAAUCCCCUCAUGUUCCCAUUACAGAGCAGGACUUUGAAUAUCUGUCAGAAGGCUUAGAAGGUCGGUCAAACAGUCCAGUUGCUCUCCUCUUUGAUACACUACUCCGACCAAAUACUGAUUUCUUAGGAGAUGUUGACUCUGCCCUGACCUGGAGGUUGGAGAACCAAAGAGCAAUCCCUCAUCUGGUGCUGGGAAGAGAUCCACCUGGGGGUGCAUGGAAUGCUAUUGAGGGAUCUAUGUUUACACUCAGUCGUGGGGAAUGGAUGGGACUUCCUGAUUUCCCUUUCAAGGACUGGACAAGGAUGAAAAGGAGGAAUGUUAGAAAUGAUAGGUCCACUGCAGGGGACAUUCUAAAUUAUUACCAAUAUUACGUAAGACAGAAGAAUCUCGAGGCCAAUUUCCUCUCAGGAACUGUCGUUACAUCUGUAGUAAGUGUUGACAAAGGAGUUCGAAAUUCUUUUGGAAAGGACAUUUUACAGCAAGAACCUAAGUUCACAGAGCACAAUGCACAUGAAGGAAGUCUGUUCCAAGUAAAUGGAUUCAUAAAAGAUAGCUAUGGUUCCAGUGAGAAAUUCUCAUUAUAUGCAGAGAAUGUUGUUCUUGCAACAGGAACAAAUGAUAGCCCUUCCUGGUUGGGGGUCCAGGGAGAAGACCUUCCCUUUGUAUUUCACCAGAUAUCUGCUUUAGAGGAGGCUAUUAACAUGCAUCAUAUUCAACCACAUUCAGACCCUGUGCUAAUCAUAGGUGCAGGACUCACUGCAGCAGAUGCUGUUCUCCUUGCACAUCACUACAACAUUCCUGUGAUCCAUGCCUUCCGUAGACGUGUUAAUGAUCCAGCACUUAUCUUCAACCAGCUGCCACAGGUUAUGUACCCAGAAUACCAUAAAGUACAUCAGAUGAUGAAGCAGCAGUCUGUUUUUGAAGGCGGUCCCUAUGAAGGUUACAUAAGUCUCCCUGAGCACCACAUCGUUAGCUUCCAUUGUGACAAAAAGUGCACUUUUCGUGACAAGCAAGGACAGAGAAAAGUUUUUGGCAUUUCCAUGGCCUUCAUUUUAAUUGGUUCCAAACCCAACUUGUCUUUCCUACCCAAAAAUGGAACCUAUCUAGCCAUGGAACCAGAGCAGCCAGUUAAUUCCAAAAGAAAUCCCCUGGACAUUGACCCAUUCACCUAUGAGUGUAUGCAGGAAAAAGGGCUUUAUGCUGUAGGCCCCCUUGCAGGUGACUAUUUUGUACGUUUUGUACAAGGAGGCGCUUUAGCAGCUGCCAGUUCACUGCUAAAAUCUCAAAAGAGGCAUCCCUAAUGCAUGAAGUCUAUGUUCUGCUUUAGCUACAAGGACUGCAACAUGGAGUGACAAUCCCUGUGCAGAAUGUAUUCUUUCUUUCUUUUCUUUCUUUUUUUUUGUUACGGGAGUCAAGCACAGGACAGUAAACACCUCAAAGCUGCAUCAUCUUUCCAUCUUUGGGGGCAGAUAUAUCUGCUAGAUGAGAGAAUAUGUUGUUGUUUACAUAAUGUAAUAACUUAUUGUUGAUACUAUGCUGCUGUAAAAAAAUCAAUUGAUUUUUAUGAGUAUAAUUGAAUGUUACAGAUAUGUCCUUGUUUUUUAGGCUUUUAAAGUCUAAAAGCACAUAACUCUUUUACAAGAGUGGUGUGACAAAAAUGCACAAACAUUUUUUAAUAAAAUUCUAUAAUUUUAUAAAUAAGGAUAUAAAAUAUAUUGCUAGUCAGCUGACUAUGCCAGCUACUCAUUGAGUCCUGUUUAACUGGCUGUUCAGUGAAUUAGUACAGCAUAUUAGACUUUAGAACAUGCUUAAAAUGGUGUUGCUCUUUGCCUGCAAGAUGGCCAUUUGCUCAAUGAUCCUUAAAUUUGACUGAUAAAACUGGUGGAUCGUUGCCCUCUUAAACUGCCCACAUAAUUUUGGGCAAAAUCAGGUAUGUCCAAGCAUUCUGCCCUAGGACAAAGCAUGCAAUGCAAAGAGGGGCCUGUGUAGUGCAGUCAGGCUGCCCAUCCCAAUCAGUACUGGAACAACUCUGAAAAGAUCAGUGCCAAUACUAAUCAUAAAAAGUCUGUGCAACCAAUAACAGAUCACCACUAUCAGAGAUAUUAGUUGUUGGACAGGAUACUUGAGGGAGUUCCAAAUGAAAUAAAACAAGUAUGGGCAAUUAAUCUUUUUAAGUGUUUAUGACGAAUGGGAAUUUGAGAAAAAGAGACUCUUGGAAACUUCCACGUCUCAGAAAAGGACAGAUAUGGUAGAGCUAAUUAGUGUUGAUUUUUAUUAUUGAGAAACAAGCUUUAAUUCUGAUAACAUACGAAUUUGGCAGUCAAUUUGGGAAUUUACACAAAGGAGAGACUUCAUGUGAAGAGCUAUGAGAAAUAUUUCUGGUUGGUUGUAGAUGGGGGAGUAUGUGACUUACAGUUAUAUUAAAUCGCAUUCUUAGUGAUUUGAACCACUUAAGACUAAUAAUGCAAAGCAGUCUGAAGAAUGCAACUGCACCAACAGUUUAUAUUAAUGUUAAUUAACUAACAUUAAUUUAAUAAACAUUGACAUAUGAAAUUGUACAUUGUAAUUUGUUUCUAGUCAUUUAUGUGAAUAUUGUUUUUCUUGUUUUUGUGUUUUGAAAAGGUAUUUUCUAAUAGAAAAAAUAUACUUGCCCUUUUUUUACGUGAAUCAUAUUCAAAAUCACUGUUACUGUUCUAUAUUGAAAUGAUCUAUUUCUGAAAAGAUGUUUUUCUCUUUUUACUUUCUUAUGGAUUUUAUACUAAAUUA